GCCAUCUACAGAGACCAGAGGAAGAGCAGGGGCGCCAUGCCGAACUUCGUCGCCCUGACCUCGAAGCAGGAGAACCAGGGGGUGGACAACCCGGACGACUUCCACGAGAGGCUCCAGGAGAGACGAAUGGAGGAGAAGGCCAAGCGCGUCGCCGAGGGCGGCCGGGCCGGGGGCUUCAACGAGCGUCAG
Prorocentrum cordatum is the source of this 189-nucleotide messenger RNA. Lineage: Eukaryota; Dinophyceae; Prorocentrales; Prorocentraceae. The record is from the annotation of a GenBank genome assembly.